Molecule: messenger RNA, 5525 nt
Organism: Leucoraja erinaceus (little skate)
Lineage: Eukaryota; Metazoa; Chordata; Chondrichthyes; Rajiformes; Rajidae
Product: adhesion G protein-coupled receptor L1-like
Exons: 26
Coding region: 825-5474 (1549 amino acids)
Biological process (GO): heterophilic cell-cell adhesion; cell surface receptor signaling pathway; adenylate cyclase-activating G protein-coupled receptor signaling pathway
Cellular component (GO): presynaptic membrane; postsynaptic density; axon
Molecular function (GO): latrotoxin receptor activity; carbohydrate binding; G protein-coupled receptor activity
Source: RefSeq, a predicted model, not a curated record
GAGACACACACACACACAGUCUCACUCUCACCAUCUCCCUCCCCUUUCUCUCUCUCCCCCUCUCACACACACACACACCUUACAGCAGCAGCAAAGCAGCUGGGGCAAUCCAGCGGAUUAUAGAAAAGGGAGAGAGGGAAAGAGAGGACAGAGCUGUCGGCGGCGGGGAAAGGAGAGACGAGACGAGGAGAGACGAGGAGAGGCGAGACGAGACGAGAGCGCUGUGUAGCGGGCUCUAAGGCCGGCCUGUGUCGGUGUGUGUGUGUGUGUGGGAGAGACGCACACAGAACCGUGGAGACUCGACCAAAGACUGGGAUUUCUCCCCACACCCACCCACCCACCUCCCUGUAUCUGUGUACACACACACACACAUAUACACACACACACACACGGCGAGCGAGGGGGAGAAAGGCUGGCGGACGUUACCGGCUUUAUAGAAAACGCCAGGAGGGAAAAGAUAAAGGAGCAACGAAGAAAUCCCGGCGGCUGAUUCUCUCUGUCUCUCUCGUCCUUGGUUAUGCGAGCGGCCGGGACACGGACACGGAAACGGAGUGGCUGGAGCCGGGGAACACAGACGAUACCUGCGGUGGUGAAGUUGGGGUCACUUGGACUGGAGCCAUGAGUUACGAACAGACGAGAUGACUGCCCGGAUCCCAACCCGAACCCUCUCUCCAUCACCCCCCCUAAUCUCCCAAUGAGGAAAAUGGCUUGCGGUCUAAACCAGUUUUACUCAUAAUGUUGAUGCGAAGACAGAAACAUUAAACGGCUCAAGGGAGUGCACAUGGAGGCUUGAAGACCGCUUCUUCCCAACCUGCAAGCUUCCAAUGGUGGACUGGUUCAUGGCGGGACGGGACUCAAGGACUAGACACAAGACAAUGGGCUUCCUCCGGUGGGCAGCGUGGCUCUGCUGGAUAAUGGUUCUCAACACAAGCCCUGCAGAAGGUCUGAGUCGGGCAGCCCUGCCGUUUGGUCUGAUGCGGAGGGAGCUAGCGUGUGAAGGCUACCCCAUCGAGCUGCGCUGUCCCGGCAGCGACGUCAUCAUGAUCGAGAGCGCCAAUUACGGACGGACCGACAACAAGAUCUGCGACGCGGACCUCUUCCAGAUGGAGAACGUCGAGUGUUUCCUUCCCGAAACCUUCAAGAUCAUGUCACAAAGGUGCAACAAUCGUACGCAGUGUGUGGUGGUGGCUGGAUCGGACGUGUUCCCCGACCCUUGCCCUGGGACCUACAAGUACCUGGAGAUCCAGUAUGAAUGCGUCCCCUACAUCUUCGUUUGCCCGGGGACCCUGCGCAAGGUGUUCGAGCCCACCAACGUGUUUGAGUCGGAGCAUGAGGCGGGCGCCUGGUGCAAGGACCCGCUGCAGGCCGGAGACCGCAUCUACUACAUGCCCUGGAUCCCGUAUCGCACGGACACGCUGACCGAGUACGGCUCGUGGGACGACUACACGGCCGGGCGGCCAACCACCUCCUACCGCCUGCCGCACCGCGUGGACGGGACCGGGUUUGUCGUCUACGACGGCGCUGUCUUCUACAACAAGGAGCGCACGCGCAACGUGGUCAAGUUCGACCUGCGCACACGCAUCAAGAGCGGGGAGGCCAUCAUCGGCGGCGCCAACUACCACGACACCUCGCCCUACCGCUGGGGCGGCAAGACCGACAUCGACCUGGCCGUCGAUGAGAACGGCCUGUGGGCUAUCUACGCUACGGAGCAGAACAACGGCAAGCUGGUGGUCAGCCAGCUCAACCCUUACACCCUGAGAUUCGAGGGCACCUGGGAGACGGUUUACGACAAGCGCUCGGCCUCCAACGCCUUCAUGGUGUGCGGCGUUCUCUACGCCGUGCGCUCCGUCUCCAAGGAGGACGAUAGCGAGGUCAUCGGCAACGCCAUCGACUUUGCCUUCAACACCAACCUCAACCGCGAGGAGCCCGUCUCCAUCGCCUUCCCCAACCCCUACCAGUACGUCUCGUCCGUGGACUACAACCCCCGCGACAACCAGCUGUACGUCUGGAACAACCACUUUGUGCUGAGGUACUCGCUCGAGUUCGGACCCCCCGACCCAACCGCAGCACAAGCCACGAUGGCUUCCACCAGCAGCACGGGGGCAGCCAGGCCAACCACAGUGACCACCACAACCACCACCAGGAAAGCUCCGCUCACCACCAUCGCCGUGGGUGCCAUUAACCAGCUGAUCCCGGAGCAACACCCCAUCACUCCCAUCCUCCCCUUCACCAGCCACACCCCCCUCUCCAACCAGUUGCCUUCCCCCCAGAGAUACUGUGACCCCACUGAGACCAGGGGCAUCAAGUGGCCCUCAACGCAGCAGGGGGUUCUGGUGGAGCGGCCGUGCCCUAAGGGGACCAAAGGUAUAGCCUCCUACCUUUGCCUGGUCUCCCUCGGUCUGUGGAGCCCAAGAGGACCUGACUUCAGCAAUUGUACCUCACCCUGGGUGAACCAAGUGGCACAGAAGAUUAAAAGCGGGGAGAAUGCAGCUAACAUCGCCAAUGAGCUCUCCAGACACACUAGAGGCCCAAUCUACGCGGGUGAUGUCAGCUCAUCAGUCAAGUUGAUGGAGCAGCUUCUGGAUAUUCUGGACGCCCAGCUCCAAGCGUUGAGGCCCAGCGAGAAGGAGUCGGCAGGCCGCAGUUACAACAAGAUUCAAAAACGGGAGAGGACCUGCAGAGCAUACAUAGAGGCUGUUGUACAGACUGUGGAUAACCUCCUGAGACCUGAAGCUCUGGAAUCGUGGAAGGAUAUGAACACUACGGAGCAGGUGCACACGGCAACCAUGUUGUUGGACAUCCUUGAAGAAGGAGCGUUCCUGUUGGCGGACAACCUGAAGGAGCCGGCAAGAGUCAACGCCACCACGCAGAAUGUUGUCUUGGAAGUGUCCGUGCUCAACACUGAAGGGCAGGUGAAGGAGGUGACGUUUCCACACAGUUACCUGACCGAGAGUUUUAUCCACAUCUCACCCAACACCAUCAAGCAGAACAGUCGGAAUGGUGUUGUCAAGGUGGUUUUAAUUCUCUACAACAACCUUGGGCAGUUUCUAUCGACAGAGAACGCCACAGUGAGGAUGGGGUCCGACAUCGGCAGCCAGGGCAACUCCAUUGUCGUCAACUCUCAGAUCAUCGCCGCCUCCAUCAACAAGGAAUCCAGCCGGGUCUUCCUGACCGAGCCCGUAAUCUUCACGCUGCAGCACCUUGAUUCAGAAAACCAUUUCAAUGCCAACUGCUCGUUCUGGAACUAUUCUGAGCGUUCCAUGAUGGGAUUCUGGUCAACACAAGGCUGUCGACUGAUAGAAAGUAACAAGACCCACACCGCCUGUGCCUGCAGUCACCUCACCAACUUUGCCGUGCUCAUGGCCCACCGGGAGAUUUUGUACGAAGACCGAAUGCAUAGACUGCUCCUCUCCGUGAUCACCUGGGUUGGUAUCGUCAUCUCGCUGGUCUGCCUCACCAUCUGCAUCUCCACCUUCUGCUUCCUACGUGGUAUCCAGACUGAUCGCAACACCAUCCACAAGAACCUCUGCAUCAACCUCUUCAUAGCUGAGCUAAUCUUUCUGAUUGGCAUCAACAAGACCCAAUACCAGGUUGUCUGCCCAAUCAUCGCUGGCUUCCUCCACUUCUUCUUCCUGGCUGCCUUCUCUUGGAUGUGUCUAGAAGGCGUCCACCUCUACCUCAUGCUGGUCGAGGUCUUUGAGAGCGAUUACUCCAGGAAGAAGUACUACUAUCUCUGCGGCUACUGCUUCCCUGCUUUGGUAGUGGGAAUCUCUGCUGCAAUCGAUUACCGGAGCUAUGGAACCGACAAGGCAUGCUGGCUACGGGUGGACAACUAUUUCAUCUGGAGUUUCAUCGGACCAGUAUCCUUUGUUAUUAUGAUGAACCUGGUCUUCCUGAUGAUCACCCUGCACAAGAUGGUGAGGAGCAACAGCUCAUUGAAACCGGACUCCAGUCGGCUGGAGAACAUCAAGUCCUGGGCUCUGGGUGCAAUCGCACUGCUCUUCCUGCUGGGUCUCACCUGGGCAUUCGGCCUGAUGUUCAUUAACGAAGAGUCCAUGGUGAUGGCUUACCUCUUCACCACCUUCAAUGCCUUCCAGGGAAUGUUCAUCUUCAUUUUUCACUGUGCUCUGCAGAAGAAAGUGCACAAGGAGUACAGCAAGUGCUUGCGGCACGCUCACUGCUGCAGCCGCCCUGGUUCCGGCGUUUCCCACGGCAACCUGAAGACUUCCACCAUCCGGAACAGCAGUCGGUACUACACUGGUACUCAGGUACAGAAUGCUGCCGCAAACAGGAGGAUAGCUGAAAAGAGUCGGAUCCGGAGAAUGUGGAACGACACUGUUCGGAAACAGUCGGAAUCUUCCUUCAUGACCGGGGAUCUCAACAGCACCCCCACCCUCAACCGAGGGACCAUGGGCAAUCAUCUACUGACCAACCCUGUUCUGCAGCCACGUUCUGGGGCCAGCCCGUACAACACACUGCUGGCCGAAUCUGUUGGCUACAACGCUCCUUCUCCCACUGUCUUCAGCUCACCAGGAACCUACAGAGAGACAAAGCACCCGGUCAACCUGACGAGGGACCCCUGUGCAGUGGACACUCUGCCCCUUAACGGCAACUUCAACAACAGCUACUCCUUCCGAAACGCCGACUUCGUGACGGACGGGACCCCGCUUGCCGAUUGCCGCCGCAACCUCAGCGACGCCGCCUUCGAGAAGAUGAUCAUCUCCGAGCUGGUCCACAACAACCUGCGGCCAGGCAGCAAGACCUUGCCCGGGGAGCCGGGAGCGCCGGCCAGCAGCGGCGGCGGCGCGACCAGCAGCGAAGACGAUGCCAUCGUUCCCGACGCUCCCUCGCUCACCCAGGAGGACAACAUCGACAUCGAACUGAUGUACAAGGCGCUGGAGGAACCUCUGCUCCUGCAACGCGCCCAGUCCCUGCUCUACCACAGUGACCCGGAGCUUGAGGAAUCGGAGAGCUACACGGCCGAAAUCACCGAUGGCCUCGACGGCCAGCUCCAGUCCCCAAACAGAGACUCCUUGUACACCAGCAUGACCAACCUCAGAGACUCCUCUUACCCCGACAGCAGCCCGGAGGUGAUGGGCGAGACCGUACCCCACUCCCAAGGCAACGACGAGGUGUACUACAGCUCCAGGCCAAACCUGGUCUUCAGGAGCCAGCUACAAGCCUACUACCAGUCCAGGAGAGGCAGCAACGACGGGUACAUGGUGUCGGUGGAUGUGGACGGCUCGAUGCCUGAGACCGACGGACAGAUGCAACUGAGGCUGGGACCGCAGCUUCGACAGCCCAACCACGAAGGGACAUUCGCCGCUCAGCAGCCGCCCUGGAUGUCUCUCCGCCUGCACGACACCGUCGGAAACGCCACAGCGCCGCUGGGUCUAUCGUCCCCACUCCGCUCGGCCACCCAGGAGAGGAGGGUGGGCAGAACGAGAAGGAACCUCGUAGGGUUGCAAGGAUAAUGGUCUCCACUCGACCUGGCAGCAGCACGGCUUGUCCUGCACCUCCCCCCC